CGCCUGCGCCUUAGGAGGUUCUUUUUUUUUUUUUACCUUGAGUUAUGUUGCUUUGCUGGAAAAUCUGCUGCUGCUGCAGACAACAAAGUCUUCAGGAGAGUCAAACCGGAGCUGUUUACUGCCAAGAAACGAGCCGGUUAGCUCGCGGAUGGGGAUUGCAGUGACUGCUGGAGCUUUAUUUCCUUUUUGUUGCGAGGUGAUUUGGAUUUGGAAAGGCGACGUGUCGUGUAAGACGCUGUGUGUUUUGGAUGAAGACCUACAGCAGAUUCAAGCACUGAGAUGAUCUAUUUUUGUGAUGGCGAAGGGUCUGUUUCCCCGGGUUUGGGUGAAAAAGUCUUUUUACUUCCAGGCUCGGAUCUCGUGCGUGCGGGUGAAGUACCUGUUCCUGACGUGGUUGACUGUGCUGGUGGGAAGCUGGGUGAUUUAUGUGCAGUAUUCUGCCUACACCGAGCUGUGCAGAGGGCACGAGUGUCAGAACACCAUCUGUGAUAAAUACAGGAGGGGAAUCAUUGAUGGCUCGGCCUGCAGCAGUCUGUGUGAUAAAGGAACGCUCUACAUGGGCAGGUGCUUGUCUACGCUGCCAAACAACCAGGUAUACACCGGCAGCUGGGGGGACCAUGACGGGACGAUCCGCUGUAAACUGGGAGACGUUGUCCAUUAUGAGUUGGGGGACGAGCCUGAGCUGCGGAAAGAGGCCCAUGUUUUCGACAAACCCACCAGAGGCACGUCAGUAGAGAAGUUCAAGGAGAUGGUCUUCAACCACCUCAAGUCUAAACUUGGAGCUCAGACAAACCUCGCAAGUCUGGUCAGUCAGAUCCUCUCUGUCGCUGAUGGCAACAAGGAUGGUCACAUGUCCUUGCCGGAAGCACGCUCUGCAUGGGCGCUGCUGCAGCUAGAUGAGGUGUUGUUGGGCCUGCUGCUCCAGGACCGUGGACACACUCCUCGCCUCCUCGGCUACUGCGGGGACUUGUACAUGAUAGAGCGCGUUCCCUAUGGACCCCUGUACGGUUUGUCCUUACCCUGGCCACUGGUGUCCUGGGUUCCUGCCGGGUUGCAGCGUGCCAUGGAUCAGUGGUUCACUCCUUCCUGGCCUCGAAAAGCUAAGAUCUCUAUGGGCCUCCUGGAGCUGGUUGAGGACAUCUUCCACGGCACCUACGGCAGCUUUCUGAUUUGUGACCUCGCAGUGGCACACUUUGGUUACACUGAUCAUCAUGAGUUCCGUCUGACGAACACGCAAGUUGUGGUUCCUGAGGACGAGUUCCGGCGUGCCAUGCGCGUGCUGACAUGUGAGACGGAUGCAGACUGUGUGUAUGGGGUGGACUGUUGGGCAUCCUGUGACAUGUCUGAGAGAAAGUGCAGGGGGGAACCAGUCCAGCCAAACUUGGCAAAGGCAUGCAGUGCACUGAAGGACUACCUGCUGCGUGGUGUGCCUUCAAGCCUGAGCGAGGAGCUGGAGAGGCAGCUGUAUGCCUGUAUGGCUCUGAAGGCCAACGCUGGACAGAUAAACAUGGAGCACUCACUUAUCCUGAAUAAUCUGAAAGCUCUGCUGUGGAGACAAAUCUCACAUACCAAGGACUCUUGACGAGGAGACAAAGUCCAAGACAGUUGGUUCUUCAGAGAUCUGCUGGAUGCUGGAACAGGAGCAGUGUUUGCCGUUUUAAUCAGUUAGGGUACCGAUGAAAGG
This is a messenger RNA of Thalassophryne amazonica, 1684 nucleotides long. RefSeq names its product divergent protein kinase domain 1Aa (gene dipk1aa). The coding region runs from base 296 to 1582 and encodes 428 amino acids. The record is from RefSeq and is a predicted model, not a curated record. The transcript has 6 exons. NCBI's taxonomy places the organism in Eukaryota, Metazoa, Chordata, Actinopteri, Batrachoidiformes, Batrachoididae.